Aureobasidium vineae is the source of this 864-nucleotide messenger RNA. The record is from the annotation of a GenBank genome assembly. Lineage: Eukaryota; Fungi; Ascomycota; Dothideomycetes; Dothideales; Saccotheciaceae.
AUGACGGGCUUCAUUACGAAUUAUAUUCAAAACACGGCCAUGGGCAUGGCAUCCAGCGCCAUUACCGCUGCUGGAAACGUAGCUGGUAAUGCCGUUGGCGGUGUAGGCUCUAUGAUACAGAACAGUGGACAAGCCGUCGGAACUGGCAUCGAAGGCAGCAUCAGCAAAUGGGGCGACUACAUCAACAGCUACGGCGACCGCGCAGUCGCCGCAACAGCACCAAACGCGAACUCCGCACCAACAGCAGUCAAGAAACAAAAGCCCUCCCUGCACCCGCCAAAGGCCCAGGCGCAAUCCCAAAGCAAAAGCUUUACCCGCCGCUCCCUCGUCAGCACAAAAGCACUUCCCGCUCCUGCCUCCAAGCCAAAGACACUGGGAGCAAACACGCCUUCCUACGCCGGCGCAGUCAAGAAAACAGCAGUCUCCACAGCUUCAAAACCAAAGAGUGUGGUUGGGGGAAGCCCUGUUCCUUCUGUGGGUGGUUUGCCCAAGCCUUCGGUGCCAAAACCUGCUGUGUCGGGAUUACCUGCUGUUAACUCGAAACCUUUGUCUUCUUUACCACCUGUAAACUCGAAGCCAUUGUCUUCUUUGCCUGCUGUCAAUCCUAAACCUUUGGCUGGCUCUGCAGCAGGUAAAGUCAAGGUUAGUGCGGCAAGCAAACCAAAGACCAGUGGUGGAUUGCCUAGAGCGCCCGUGGAUGGAUUGCCAAAGCCUCCUGGUGUGAGUGGACUUACCAAGGCACCUGCUGCUGCUGCGAAUGGCUUGCCAAAGAUUUCAAGCUCGAGUUUGCCGCCUGCCAAUGUGCCGAAACCUCUUUCGAGUACUAAGGUGAGAGUUGAUCCUGCCAGCAAGCCUAAGAAGUGA